CGGCGACCCGCACGGCAUGAGGUGCAACCUUCUCGCGAAUCAUUCGGAUUCGUUACCACCAUUUGAAAGUGCAUCAUAUCUUUCACACAAGCAAGGAACAGAAGCUGUUGCCUCCGGCAACCUCUUUUGUCCGUAUGCUGGAUAGGCUCCCGGGUACCGCCCAACGCGAAGAAUAUGCAAUUACCUUUCUCGACCUGAAGAAGAUGAUGCGUGCAUCCACUGCCGGCUCCGCCCCGGCGUGUGAAGUCGAGUUACUCGCUGCGUGCAUUUAAGCAGCGCUGCUCUGGAGUUUGGUCUCCGGUGCACCCCCGGCAAGCCACGGCAGCUCCUACGAUGUCCUCUUACGACCUCGAGAAGCAAACGACCACCGCCGAUGAGGUCUCGGUGAUGCCCGUCGUCAUCGAGGCGGGCAGCUCGUUACCAAGUGGUAGCAACUCUACCUCGAGUAUUAAGGAGAAGGAGAAGCUCGAGGACUCCGAAGAUGACAUUCCCAAGCUCGAGUCAUACCCGAUUCCGCCCAAGAAGGGCAAUAAGGUUACUCGCUACCUUCUCCACAACUUCUUCUCGACCUACAGGAAGAUCUUCACCGUCGUGUUCUUUGCGAACAUCACGGCCCUGAUCGUCUUCACCGUGAGGAACAAGGGCCUGCCCAAGGCACCCGAGGUCGGCUCCGCCGCUUCCGCCAACCUCAUGGUCACCAUCCUCUUCCGCCAGGAGAACUUUGUCAACAUCGUCUACGAGAUCCUCUGCGCGUGCCCCCACUCCGCACCGCUCUGGCUCCGCAAACGCCUCGCAAAGGCCUUCCACUACGGCGGCGCCCACAGCGGCGCCGGCGUCGCCGCCGUCUUCUGGUACAUCCUCUACACCGUCAUCGCCACCCGCGACUUCACGCGGAUGAAGAACACGGCGUCGACGGUCAACGUCGCCACUUCCUACGUCCUCCUCGCCUUCUUCUGCUUCAUCCUCGGCGGCGCCCACCCGUACUUCCGCCGGACCUACCACGACUACUUCGAGGCCAUGCACAGGUACUCGGGCUGGUGCGCGGUCCUCACGUUUUGGACACACACCAUCUUCGCCGGACUCGAGUACCGCAAGCUGGAGCCGAACCCGCCCUCGCUCGGGAUGUACCUCAUCACGUCGUCCAACUUCUGGACGUUCGUCAUCUCCUCCAGCGCGACGCUCCUGUCGUGGGGCCGUCUCCGCCUCCGUGACGUGUACCCGGAGAUCCUGUCGAACCACGUCAUCCGGCUGCACUUCAAGUACAAGAAGAUGCCGCCCUUCUACGGGCUCAAGGUUUCCACCCGACCGCUCGUCGAGUGGCACGCGUUCGCGACCGUGCCGGACGAGGAAGGUUUCUCAAUCGUGGUGUCGAACGCCGGGGACUGGACAAAGGAGGCGAUCAUGAACCCGCCGAAGAAGCUGUGGGUGCGCGGGUACCCGCUCCACGGCCUGCUCUACACGUCCAAGCUGUUCAAGCAGAUCGUCGUCGUCGCAACGGGGUCCGGUAUCGGCCCAAUCCUGUCUCUGCUAUAUGCAGAUAUUACGCCGCGUCGCGUGCUGUGGUCGACACCCAACCCGGAGACGACGUUCGGAGACAAGAUCGUCGCGGCGGUGAACAAGGCGGACCCGAACGCGGUGAUCUGGAACACGCGCUCGCAGGGGAGGCCGGAUAUGGUGCAGCUGACCUGGCAGCUCGUGCAGGAGUGCAAUGCCGAGGCGGUGUUCAUCAUCUCGAACCCGAAGAUCACGAAGAAGGUGGUGUACGCGAUGCAGACGAGGGGCGUCGCCGCCUACGGUGCUAUUUUCGACUCAUAGUGGCCUUCUCAACUUUGCGCCCUCUUUGUGCCCUGGGAUACUCUUCAUCGUCUGUUAUUCUUGCUCUUCCUUAUCUAACUGUAGAAACGCCAUGCGCUGAUAUCUGUAUCAACAAACGACACCGCCACGCACGCACGCUUCCCGUCACGAGUGUUAUGUAGUGACCUCGACCUCUUCUAUAGAACAGUCACCGUUGUACCAAAAAGUCAUAACGAC
This is a messenger RNA of Punctularia strigosozonata HHB-11173 SS5, 2031 nucleotides long. RefSeq lists its product as uncharacterized. The transcript is spliced from 3 exons. NCBI's taxonomy places the organism in Eukaryota, Fungi, Basidiomycota, Agaricomycetes, Corticiales, Punctulariaceae. The coding region runs from base 334 to 1815 and encodes 493 amino acids. The record is from RefSeq and is a predicted model, not a curated record.